AUGUAUUCGCUCGGCUCUUCGCUCAGCAUCAACGAGCAUUACUCAGCAAGAUAUCGGGCUCCGCUGAGUCGACAGAGUACGGUGGAGGAGACGGUGCCGUUCGACAUUUUCCGGUCAAAUGCGAUUGAUAAGGUUGGUGAAAAAAACAAAAAAAAAUACAAAAAAUAAAUAAAAAUAAAAAAAUAGGUAAGAGUACCUUAUUUUGGCCACAACUUAUAACUUUGCGGAAACUGUUCGGAAUUAGCCCAAAUUUAGCGUGCACGCUCAAUUCAUCGUUGUCAAUGCCCGGACAGUGGAUUUAGUUAGUGAGGUACUUCUUUUUUACGUACCACCUUACCCUUCAAAAGCGGCUGCAGCCUGUGAUUUUACAAUUUAUACGAUGAAACAUGUCCGGAACUAAACUUAUUGCCUCCGUAUGGAACUAAAUGAGUCGUCACAGCCUUCGUAGGUACCCUUAAAACUACAGAGCUAUUAUAGUAAUUCAGUGCAAGCUAGGUCGAAGCAUUUUUUUCUAACUUUAGUGCCCAAGCUUGGGCGCAGUUCGCGGAGUACCUUUGUUGUGGCCAAAAUAAGGAACUUUUUCCAAAAAAUAAAAAUAAAAAAAAAAUGAAAAAAUAAAAAGAUAAAAUAAUAAUGAAAAGAUCUCUGAACUCUUCCUCAAGCCUUCAGCAUUACAAAUGAGCAGCCAAAAGUUGCAAAGCAUAAGUAUAAAAUUGAAUAUUUACACAUCCAAAAAUUCGGAUUUUCCCUAAAGUAUUGUCUGAGUUUGUUUUUGAAUAUUAAUGUGAUCCGUUGUUCAUAGAGACGGAUUUCCGACUCAUAGCGAAAAUGAGGCCUGGUCUAUGGAUACGUCAUAUUUAAAAUAAGAUCUCUAGUUCCAAGCCAGUGGCUAGCGUAAAAAAAGUUUCACGGGGUAACAUAUAGGGCUGUGAUUGGCAAAAGUUUUGCGGCAACCCAAAUUUUUGUUUAUCGGAAAGUUCACAAAAAUGUGUCAAAAAAAGCAAAAUGAAUUGAAAUUUUAUUUCCUACUGUGAAAUGUACCAUUUUGCAUCCGGGAAGUAUCAAAAAAAUGUGGCAAAAUGCUUCCCUCUCCAACUAAAAAGCCCCUUUUGAAGGCCUCGCCAUUUCCCUCACAAAAAGAGCGGGCGGGCUUUUGAAAUCGGAGUUUUCUCAGUUGGAAGGAGGUAUUUUUUGCUACAUUUUUGAUACUUCCUGGAUUUAAAAUGGCACGGUUUUUGCAUUGGAUCAGGUCCGCCCCUGUAUUGGGUAAUCCCUAAUAGAGAUUUGCAACUUUUCUUACCACCUUGUAAAUGUACGCCCAUUACUUUUUCUAUCAGUCCGUCGGGAAAAUAAUGAGCAUUCUGUCGAAAAUCGCAUCGCCGCCGAGAAAAUGAAUCGUGUCGCCGCAGGAUUAAAUUGCUCUUCGCUUCAACGACGCGAUCGGCGACGCGGCAUUGCGCUCAUUAUUUUCCCGACAGUCUGAUAUUUGGUGACUUAUACAACUGAUGACAAUGAGGUCAUGCAGUGAUGCGGCGAUUAGCUGACGGGAUGCUUUUUCUUUGUGCUCUAAUGUGCUCUCCAUGACUCAAGGCGCUCAAAAUUUAUCCCCUUGACCUUGCCGGCUUACUUCUUCGUUGUUCUUGAUUUUUAUAAUAAAUGGUUAGCUGCCAGUUACUAGUCCAGUAAAGUCGCUGGGAUGAUGUUCGCGACAUUUGUGCGAAAACAAAAGUUUUCUUUGCACUUUUUAAAACACGAUUUUUGAGUCACUGCGUCAGCCAGAAGUGGGGAAAAAAUCGAUUUUGAGAUUUUUGUCUUAAAAUAGUCGGUAGCACUUGUGGAAGAAAAGCUAAAAAUAUUUUUGCCCAAUUAGGCCCGGAAGGCAUAUUUUUUUACAAAAUACGUUUUUAUACUUCAAGGCCUCUGGAGGCCGAUGUGAUCCGAACACAAAGAUGAAACCUGGCAUACAGGGGUUUUUGACACCCAGGAAUCUGAAAAUCGUAGCCUUUUACCGUCAGAUUACUGUAACAUGGUCACACUGUAAUCCGGUCGAUAAAAAUCGACCAUAACUUCUUUAGACCGCUGGUGCCCCGACUCAGAAAUCGUGUUUUAAAGUAUUGUUUUUUGCGCCAUGCAGCAGGUUUUUUGGGUUGCCGCCCGCACCUCGACUUUUGCACAGACAAAGCCAAAAAUCGCUCCAGCUACUUUUCGCAUGGCCUGCUUGUAAAACAAAAUUCUAUUUACUAUACAUAAUAUAAUAUGGUAUACACUAGCUAACCCUUCGAUAAAAGCGUGUUAAAAGUUCUUUUGGAAGACUACCGGCGCAGUCUCACGUCUGUGAUGUCAUGCACGACAUGCACAUGUUCGUCCUGACCCCGGCGCCAAUUAUUUCGUGUAGUACGACGCUUUCCCGGUUGUCGUGCGACAUUUUCAAUUUUCGUUUGGUAUGCCCUAAAUUUUGGUUGCAUUUAGAUGAAAGUUGGGCGAAUGGAGAAAGUCAUUAGAGAGCGACAGGUAAGUGGUUUGAGAAGCGUGUAAUGAAUGAAUUCCUGGCUUCUUAGAAGCACUGUUUUUCGUAGCUUUUGUGCUUAUAAGAGAAAGAACUGUCUGUCGGGAAAAUAAUGAGCGUAAUGUUGAAGUGAAAAGCAAUUUGGUUUUUUUUUCCAAAAAUUAAUUUUCUCGGCGGCGAUGCGAUUUUCAACGCGAAAUAAGGCUCAUUAUUUUCCCGACAGACUGGUUCUUCAAUUACAAAGAAGCGUGGCAAAUUUUGGACGUUAUUUUUUCGAACAAGAGACUUAUUUGAGCCUGCUAGCUCAGGAUUAGCAGGGCAACCACAAAUCGAUCCCUUUCCUUGUUAGAUUAAGAAAUAAUUCCAGUUUUCGGUAAGCCGGCUGCCAGUCCGUCUGGAAAAUAAUGUGGAUUCGUCGCGCCUUCGGCCGCGGUUGAAGAUUGGAUGCGCGACUGAGACAUUUUGCUGCCGUUGAUCCACAUUAUUUUCCCGCCAGACUAAUAUACAGGGUCUUACAAAAAACGCGAAGGAAAGUCGGAGGCUAUAACUUCCGGCGGAGACGGCGCAGAGGCUUCGUUUUUGGAAUAUGUAUUUUUAAGCAACCUUUAUUUUUGUCCAUAAAAUAACAAAAUUUUAAAGCGCAAACUGAGGUCGGUACGACCAUCUGAACUAGCCCGUUUGAAAGGCCGCUAGAGCGAUUUUCUCGCGACAUGCACUGUACUUUCCAAACAAACAAAUAGGAAACAACCAAAAAUUUUAAAAAACUUAGCUAUAAUAUUGCUUACAAGGGAAGUACUCCAAGUGCGACGUUCAGAUUUUCUUUAAAUUUUGCACACACGUCGGGUGUGGACUGAAUACCAAUUACUGAAAGUUUUAGCUCGCGAUUUGAAAACGCCGCCGAAAUAUCGAACGAUUUUUCUCCGCCGAGAGAGCACGAUAAACGUGGAGAGCGGUCAGAGAGAAAAACGCUUUUUGGCCAUAACUUUGGCAGUUUCGAGCGGAAAAAAUUGAUUUUUUGUAGAAACAUUAUCCUUUGCGGCAGAAAUAGGCAUGAAACUUUUCGUGCCGAAAUUCGGCAAAAAGUCCUAAAUUUUGGCCGACAUUCAAUCUAAAAAUCUCGGUUGUUUCUGCAAAGCGCGAGCUAGGAUUCUCGCAUAUAUCUUAGAAAAAGUUGUUCUAAAUUUGUGCCAAGUUUCAUCAAAAUCUGAGCGUCGCACUUGGAGUACUUCCCCUGUUAGUAAAGGUUCAUGCGGCCUCUAAUUUUUCCCGAAUUGAAGGCGAGUGCUCACCUUCAAUUCCAAGGUAAUUGCGUACGAAAAUAUAGUCGAAUGAUGUCUGACACGCAUUAAUUACCUGUAAUUCCCAUUAUUCUUCGUCCUCACUCUAUUUGUAAUCAGGUAAUAACAGAAUGUUAUUACCUGAUUACAAAUGUACGUCAUGCUAUGGAUAUUAUCAUGGAUUAGAAGCGACUAAAGUGUUUUUGAUGUACUUGAUAGAAUAUAAAGUGGCGUAAAGUUUAUGUGGAAGAUACUAUGACAUUGCUUUGGACAGGUUUUUCUGCCGUGCUAGAUUUUUUGAGGCUGUUAUCAGUCUGUCGGGAAAAUAAUGAACGCAAUGUCGCUGCGCCAAUCGCGUCGCUGAAGUGGAGAAAAAAUUGAUUUUUCCGCGAAAAUAAUGAUUUUCUUGGCGGCGAUGCGACUUUCGAUGCGACAGAGUGCUUAUUAUUUUCCCGACAAACAGAUACUACUAUCUACAAUCAAAAAUUAAAUUUCAAGGUCUAAAACGAAAUUUUUUGCGCUCUAACGGUAGUUUACAUGAGCAGUUUUCAUAUACCUUAUGACAAACGCUAUUUAUAGCAACAAUAAUAAUAAUCUUUACCUGUCUAAUGACAGGUGUGGAACUGGCUUUUAAAACGUUUUCUAGACUACUUGCGACUGUUUUGUUUUUUUAUGAUGCCAGACGCUAAGCUCCAAUUUAUUCGUUUCCGGCUUUGAAGUUUAUCUCCCACCCUUGAUGUCCACGGAUUUUUGGGCUUUCGAGCGGGGGGUUUUUCAACGUGAUGUCUUUGUAAGGAGAUUUUUUGGGUGGAACUUGGGAUGAAUUGAAGACAUUGUUUUCUAGCAAUAAGACGGGUUCCGAAGUUUUGAGCAGCACGGAAGUCACUGAGAUUUAUUUUGGACUAAAUUCAUAUAUCAAUUUGUCGGGAAAAUAAUGAGCAAUAUGAUGGAUCGAAAAUUGUAUCGCCGAGAAAAUGAAUUGUGUCGCGGCGAAAUCAAAUUUCUUUUCAUUUCAGCAACACGCUUAGCGAAGCGACAUUGCGCUCACUACAGGGUGUUUCAAGAAACGUGAAGGAAAGUCGGAGGCCAUAAUUUUCGGCGGACUCCACGUAGAGACGUGGUUUUUGCAAUAUGCGGUUUUAAGCGACAUUAAUGUUUGUCUAUUUAAAAUGCAAACUGAGGGCGCUACGAACUUUUGAAGAAGGGUCCUUUUACUUAUGGCCUCCGACUUUCCUUCACGUUUCUUGAAAGACCCUUUAUUUUCAUUACAGACUGAUACUGCUCGGGGCAAAGUGUCCUGAGAAUUUACCGCGGCCAUAAAUUCCGGCACAUAUUGGAAAAAAAUAUUUUUUUUGCCUUUUGAUUUGUCGCUGCAAAAAAUGCAAAAGGCGCGCGACGUACGGCAAAAAAACAAAUUCGGAGUACAUAGUUUCCGAACAGAUUUUCAAUUUUUCGCCCUUUUUUGGCUGAAAAAACGCUGAGCCCUUUGGUUGAGUAUGCAACACGCAAGUUUGUACUUUUAGGGAUAUACAUCCCUAUAUACGGCCUAGAUGGAGGUUGCAUAUAAGAAAUUAGCCGCAAAUCAUAGACUUGCACAUCGAGCUAGCCGUUUACUAGUCCGUCGUGAAAAUAAUGAGCACUCUGUCGCUGCGCCGAUCACGUCGCUGAAAUGAAAAUCAAUUUGAUUUUGUCGCGACACAAUUUAUUUUCUCGGCGAAGCGAUUUUCGAUGCGACAGAAUGCUCAUAAUUUUCCCGACAGACUGAUAUUCGGGGUUUUAUGGUUUUUUUACUCUGUUUUAUCUCAUAGAAUAGCUGUGUUGAGACCUAAAUGUUCUUACCCCCCACACUUUUAACCUCGACCAAUUUUCCCUUCAUUCCCAGGUCCGCAUGCCCUCCGGGGCAUUCCAUAUUUAGCAUUUUUUUGUCACCGGACCGGUCUCUCCGCCAGUAAUGAGGCGGAUUAGCCGCCCUAAAACCGCGCUCGACUGACAAGUAAAACAAGUCAGUUGGAGUUGGUUUACACUUUUCGAAAAAUGUUUGUCACCCGGCUUCGGCUUUGAAUGGCAACAAAGUUUUCGGAAAUUGCGUUCAAAAUGCUGUAACAAAAUGUAUUUUGAGUAAUGGUAUCAUGCGAAAGCUUUUUAUGCACGAAAGGUCUCAAGACAGAGAACGUUUUUUGGGCCAUCAAAAUUAUUAGAAUUCCGUUUGGGGAAUGUGGGAAUUAGGCUUUACUAUGACAUUUUUUUGUUGUGAACGACGCGGAGUCUGGGUUUUUAACACUCCCGAGAGUUUUGUUUUUUUGGAUUUGCUAAAUUUACUAUUUUACUAUCAGUCUGUCGGGAAAAUAAUGAGUAAUCUGACGCAUCGAAAAUCGUGUCGCCGCCGAGAAAAUGAAUUGUAUCGCGACAAAAUCAAAUUGCUUUUCACUUCACGAUUGGCUCAGCGACAUAGUGCUCAUUAUUUCCCCGACAGGCUAGUAAAGGGCUAGCAGGGAAAAAGAAAUUUUAUUUUGUCGCGACACAAUUCAUUUUCUCGGUGGCGAUGCGAUUUUUGAUGCGAGAGAAUGCUCAUUAUUUUCCCGACAGACUGAUAGUACUUUUCAUAAAGUGCAUGGACAUUUGUUCUCUUUCGCACAGCGUAUUUUGAAGAUUUUCCCACACUCAUCGCCAACGCACAGUGCAUUUUUAUCUUUUUUCUUUUCGCACAGUGCAAACCAAAAAAUGUGCGUUUGCACUGUGAAAAUUCAAAGUCUCGGCGACACAUUUCAAAAAAGCUCGCAUAACUUUCGAAAAAGUGUAGUAAGGAUCAGAGAUUGCAACGGUCAAAAUUUCGGCUCCGGCUCCGGCUCUUGGCUCCCACAGCCGGAGCCGAGGCCAAAUUUGCAGCUCCGGCUCCGGCUCCGGCUCUUGGCUCCGUGCAAAAUUUAAAAAGGCCGUCGGCUCCGAAUCCCGGCUCCUAUGCAAAAUGUUUUUUAAGAAUAUUUUUCCGAAAAUAAAAGUUAUUAGUGCCAGAGAUCAUACAGCCAACGUUUUUGCAACCAAGUUGUAUGCAACACAUCCUUCCCAGUAUUUUUCAAGCAAUUUGGUUUAACAAAAUCACGAAAUUUUUACUUUUCUGACCGCUGGGAAGCCUGGCUCCGACUUUGGACUCGGGAGCCGGAGCCAACCCCAAAAUUUCCGGCUCCGGCUCUGGCUCCCGGCUCGGAGCCGGAGCCAAGAGCUGGAGCCAAGAGCCGGCUCCGGAGCCGUGGCAAUCUCUGGUAAGGAUCUUCAAGGUGUUAACGCAUCUUCUUUAUCGAGUUUUAAAGGCGGGUCGUCACAGCAAAAUGUUUCGCCUCGUCGAAAAAGGGUGCCGUUGCGCAACAAAUUUCCAGCUGCGGCUUAUCGUCGCAAUGCGAUGAUGGGCAAUUCCAACGUUAUCUUUCCGAUAGACUGAUAUCGAGUUUUCUGGGAAAAUGGUGAGAAAGAUGUUGCGGGGAGAUAGGUGUAGAAACUAAUCUAAUCCCUUAUUAUACAUACUAGUAAUAUCUUUCAUUUGACCCUGCGGAAAUCUCUUUUUUCUGUUUGUAGUUGAAAAAACCAAGGUUUUCCCAGGGUUCUUUUGUGAUGCUGAAAACUUUUAAAAUUUCUCAAAGUGCGGCUGAUACAUUUUUAUCAGUCUGUCGGGAAAAUAAUGAGCUCAAUGUCACUGCACCAAUCGCGUCGCUAAAGUGAAAAAAAAAUUUUUUUGUUUUUUCGCGACAAAAUUCAUUUUUUUCUGAAUGCUCUUUACUUUCCCGACAGACCGAGAUUCACCAUUUUGUGUCAUGACUUUGUGUCUUCAAACUUCGCCCACUCACUGAAAUACGUUCUUACCUUUUUUUCGGCAAUUCCUACAGCCAUCCCAGGUGUUCAUUACUCGCCCAUUCAGGCCCAUAAUCUCCACUUUAUUGAAUACGGCGAAAUCCCAGCGGAGAGUCGGCUUCAAACUACUUCAAAGAAGUAAUAUACUUGUACAAUAUGUUCGUGGACUCGAAUGUUUUUGCUGCACUUAACAUUCCAAUUUUUACAGAGUGAAAUACUACUAUUGCUACGGUAAUUGAGGCUCUAUUACGGCGGUGACGCCGGUUGCUAGCGAUUUGUUGAGCUUGGAACGGCUUGUAAAUGGGUUAAAGGCCUUUUUUAACGCAAAAAAAUUCGCUAAAUUUGCUUAAAAUUUCUCCAAGUCUCUCUGUAAAAAUUUUUCAAAUUCUUGACUACCUACUAUACUACGGAAAUCACUAAAACUCUAGCGAUGAGUAUCUCGGUCAGCUCGAUUAUGAGCGUCGUUCCGGACCGCCUGCGGCGGCGGAUCCGAAGAGAGGAGGAGGAAGAGUUCAAAAGCGAAGAGUUGAUUCUAAAAGAGCGAAUUCAGAUGUUCGACGCCAGAUUCCGCAAUCUUCGCGAACGGAAAGCAGCGAAACCGACGCUGAAAGGGAAGGUCUACAAUUUCCUGGAGCGACCCACCGGUUGGAAGUGCUUCAUCUACCAUUUUAGGUGAGCUUGUAUCUACAUUAUAAUGUCAUGAGUGUGUCGGGAAAAUAAUGAGCACUCUGCCGCUGCACCGAUCGCGUCGCUGAAAUGAAAAGAAAUUUAAUUUUUCAGCGACAAUAUUGAUUUUCUCGGCGGCGAUGCGAUUUUCGAAGCGACAGAGUGCUCAUUAUUUUCCCGACAGACUGACACUACUCGAAAAGGCCUUAGAAUUUUCGGCGUGCCAGAGUAGAAGAAAGGUACUGAUAAUACAGUGGGGGACCUGAUCCAGUGGCAAAAAACGUACCAUUCUGCAUCCGGGAAGCAUCAAAAAUGUGGCAAAAUGACUCCCUCUCCAAGUGAAAAAACUCCGAUUUCAAAAGCUUUUUUUUGUAGGAAAAGGGAGUGCUUUUUAAAACGGGGUUUUUUUAGUUAGAAAGGGAGGCAUUCUGCUUCGUUUUUGAUACUUCCCGGAUGCAAAACGGUACGUUUUUCGCCACUGGAUCAGAUCCUUCACUGUCGUUCAUCGUUUCAUAAAGUUGAGCUUCGCUGUAGGAAGGUCCAAAAAUUGACUAUGUAUACCGUCAAAUACGUUUGUUAUCAACAGGCUUUAUUGUACAGAAGUUUAUCUCUGCUAGUCUGUUUGAAAAAUCACUGGAAUGAUUUUCCAGUGAUUUUUUUGGCGUUUGCAGUGAAAGCCUAUUGUACGGCGUAAAAAGCAAAAAAAUUGCACAGUGCAAGGUGAACUUUUGUUUUUUGCACAGUGCAUGUCGCGGAAAUCACCCCAGCGACUUUAGGGACGGUCACUGGAGAGAGGAACUUCUGCUCGACGAAGACUCUUGAUAACAAACGAAUUCAUAGGUGGAAAUAGUCAAUUUUGGACCUUCGUAUAGCGAAUAGCCUGUUUACUAGUUUGUCGGGAAAAUAAUGAGCAGAAUUUCGCAUCCAAAAUUGUAUUGCUGAAGUGAAAAAAAUGAUUUUGCGGCGAUUAAUUUUCUCGGCGGCGAUACGAUUUUGGAUGCGACAGAGUGCUCAUUAUUUUCCAGACAGACUGAUAUCACAAAUUCAGAGGUGGCAAGAGUAUAUUUUUAGACCUCUUAUAGUGAAGCCCGUCCAUAAUGAAUACAUUAUUUGCUCUUCUUUGAUCCCUUGUUUGACUGUAAUCGGAUUACAAUUUUUUAUUUUUUCAGCGUCUUCACUCUUGUUCUGUUAUGCCUUAUCCUCAGCGUCCUCUCCACAGUCGAAACUUAUACAAAACGAGCUGGAGAGGUCUUAUUUUUCAUGGUAAGAAAACCCAGCUUAUCCUUAAAAGCCAACAAAUUUUCCAGGAGAUUUUCCUCGUUGUUUUCUUUGGCCUUGAAUAUUGUGUUCGCCUGUGGUCGGCGGGCUGUCGGUCCAAAUAUCUCGGCUUCUUCGGACGACUAAAGUUCGCAAAGAAGCCAAUUUCGAUUAUUGGUAAGUGCGAAAAAUUGUGAAGACAUACAUGUAUGAUAUGCAUAUACGAUAUGUGUAUAAUUACAAUCUCUUUUCAGACCUCUGCGUUGUCAUUGCGAGUAUUGUGGUGAUUGCCGUUGGAAGCGAGGGAAAGGUUUUCGCGACCAGCGCAAUUCGGUGAGUUUUGCGUUGAGUUUUAUUGCUCUAUGAACGACAGUGAAGGACCUGAUUCAGUGGCGAAAAACGUACAGUUUUGCAUCCGGGAAGUAUCAAAAAGGCAGCAAAAUGCCUCCCUUUCUAACUAAAAAAACCCCGUUUUAAAAAGCACUCCCUUUUCCUACAAAAAAAGCUUUUGGAAUCGGAGUUUUUUCACUUGGAGAGGGAGUCAUUUUGCUACAUUUUUGAUGCUUCCCGGAUGCAGAAUGGUACGUUUUCUGCCACUGGAUCAGGUCCCCCACUGUAUUAUCAGUACCUUUCUUUUACUCUGGCGCGCAGAAAAAUCUAAACGCUUUUCAAGUGGUAUCAGUCUGUCGGGAAAAUAAUGAGCACCCUGUCGCAUCGAAAAUCGCAUCGCCGCCGAGAAAAUGAAUUGCGUCGCUGUAAAAUCAACUUGAUUUUCAUUUCAGCGGUAAAAUUUUGGAUGCGAAAUUAUGCUCAUUAUUUUCCCGACAGACUCACACACAAAGUUCCAUCGAUAAAAACAAGAACGCUGCAGUUUUUCAAACGUGCCUAGACUCGUUUUCUUGCGUGCACAGUGCCCUUUGCCUCUUCUUUUUGCACAAGGUAUGAAAUAGGGAUUUUUUACGGUGCGAUCCCGUAAAAAAAUUAAAAAAAAAAAUCUACGCACUUUUGAAAAAAACACAGUAAAUUUUGCACCGGGUCCGCCACAAAUCCGGGCCCUUUAGACGACGUCAGUUCCCUGUCUAUUCAACGACCUAUGUUUUCGUCAUUACUACGUGCGGCAAUAAUAUAAUAAUAUUAUAUAAUAGUACUUUAGGCAAAUUUUGCUCCAACAAUGAACCAUGUCUGUCAAAAUUUUGUUUGUAUUAUUAUUUCAUAUUAUGCCAAAAAGUUAUCGCGCCUCGACUUUUCGGGUUGACACAAAAUCGAUCGAUACGGGGCGUAGGGCAAAGGGAUGCCCAAAAAAAGGUUGUAGAAAGUGCCUACGAGGCAAAUAGGCGAUAAGCUCUCCUAAGACCAAUCAAUCUUGUUAUUUCUAUUAACAUAGCCUUUUCCCCCUACUAGUCGUUCCAGAAAGUGCGUAGAUUUUUUGAACGACUAGUAGCAUCUCCCAUGAUAUAAACGAUUUUUUUCACAUUUUUGGCAAGAAAAAGCUGUCAUUCUUUCGCUGGUGAAUUGAUUUUAGCUUUUAUUUUUCAGUGGUGUCCGAUUUCUCCAAAUCCUUCGGAUGCUUCAUGUCGACCGUCAAGGCGGAACCUGGCGCCUUCUCGGCUCUGUCGUCUUCAUUCACAGACAAGAGCUCAUCACAACUCUUUACAUCGGCUUCCUUGGCCUCAUCUUCUCCUCGUAUUUUGUCUAUCUGGCCGAAAAGGAUACAGUGGGGCCGGAUGGGAAGGUGGCCUUCACCAGCUAUGCUGAUGCGCUUUGGUGGGGUGUGGUAUGUUAUCAAAGUCACUUUUUAGUUGUAAUUUUUUGAUAUUUCAGAUCACAAUGACAACCAUUGGAUAUGGCGAUGUGGUCCCGCAGACAUGGAUUGGGAGAAUUGUGGCUUCUUGUUUCGCGAUUUUCGCGAUCUCAUUCUUUGCGUUGCCGGCCGUAAGUUGGAGUUUCAGCUAUAUAGAUUGUGGGGGCUUAAUAUUGAGGUAGAAGCUCCGCGGAUUGGCCAAUACCCCAAAUAUCGAAAGUCUUGGGAAAGUGGAGAAUUUUAUUUUCCCGAAAGAUGACAAGAAUUUUUUAACAAGGAAAGUACUUUUAUGGGGUCGAGACAUAUAUGAAAAAGACAGCUAAUUUUUACAUAUUUCGAAGCAGAAACAUUUUGCAAUUUUUUUGAUAUGUAGAUCGACCUGUAACUCCAUGCCACAUAGAACUACUUUCCGUGUAAAGUAGACCUGCUCCAUCACAUGGCUAUAGUCGUAUUAAACGCUGGGGGAAUUUGGGACCAUUCCCUUGUCAUGUCCACACGCUUACUAGAAACGUAGUUGACAAGACAGCAGAGAGAGAAACGGCUCUAUGCUCUCCUGAUUUUCCAUGUUUUUUGCGAUACCACUUGAAUAUUUUCAAAAAUGCCCGCCAAGGGCGAGCUGGCGUGUUUAGAAAUCGAUGAUAAACCAGAAAUCAGUCUGUCGGGAAAAUAAUGAGCGCAAUUUCGUUGCGCUAGUCGCUUCGCUGAAGUGACGAACACCUUGAUUUUGUCGCGUCUCAAUUCAUUUUGAAGCGAUUUUCCCGGACGGAGUGUUCAUUAUUUUCCUGACAGGUUGAUAGGCACACUUUUGAAGCAAUAAUCUUCUCACUUCCUUCUUUAUAAUACCUUUUAUUUCCAGGGUAUUCUCGGCUCGGGUUUUGCCCUAAAAGUCCAACAAAAACAGCGACAAAAGCACUUCAAUCGGCAAAUCCCCGCCGCCGCAACCCUCAUCCAAUGCAUGUGGCGCUGCUACGCCGCCGACAAACACAGCAAAUCCGUUGCGACUUGGCGCAUCCACGUCGACCCAAACGCGAAUAAAAAGAAGGAGGAAAAAGAGAGUUCACCGCCCCAGGCAAACGCCAAUUCCAAGAAUCAAGGCCAGCUAAUUCAAAGGGGCGCCAAGAAACCCAACUCCGUGGCCGCGAUGUGGAAAUCGAAGGCUGCGUUCCAAAAGUAGGUGAUUUCGUUGAGUGGGAGUGAAUACGGGUCAGUUGCAGAGGCAGACUGCGGUCGGCUGGGUCGACGGAGGAGCCAAAGUUGAAGGAGAGCGAUGGGGAAGGCGAGAAUAUGGAUUCACCACCGAAUAGACGUAAGAUAACCCUCCAAAUUUGCAUGAAGAUCAGUGUGGAAGACCGAAAUUUUCUUGAAGAAAGCCUGUUUAUGAUUUUUAAAGGGAAAUAUCAGUCUGUCGGGAAAAUAAUGAGCAGUCCGAGAAAAUGAAUUUUGUCGUGAGAAAAUGAAAUUUUUUUUUACUUCAACGAAGCGAUUGGUACAGUGACAUUAGGCUCAUUAUUUUACUACAGACUUACCGGAAAUACGACACUUAUUGUUAGAUUUUGGGGGAAAUCUGGAAAAAACAACGACUACUUUUUUUCUGAGGCCUUGGCUUUUGCAAUGCUCUCAACAACAUUUUCACUAUGUUGGAAAAAUAAUAAGCACUCUGUGGCAUCGAUAAAUACUACAUUUUUCCGAGGCCUAUGAGAUUUUUUAGCCUGCGAUUCACAAAAAACCGGGAUAUUUGCGCCAAGAAUGCAUAUAAAGACGAUAUAAUCUUUUCAAGAUCAAAAAAAACAAAAAAAAAACAAUUGGCAUUCUGUAUCUCAUGUAGCACACAACGCGUUGCAACGUUCAAGAAAAUAAUUUUUCCAUUCAAAAAUCGUAAACAUAUGUAUGUCUAAAAAUGGACUUUCGACCGCUUGCUAUCCUCAUUUUCUAUGUUCCCUCGUCUGUCGGGAAAAUAAUGAGCAUAAUGUCGCUGCGGUAAUCGCGUUGCUGAAGUGAAAAAAAUUGAUUUUCUCGAUUCAUUUUCUCGGCGGUAAUGCGAUUUUCGAAGCGACAGAGUGCUCAUUAUUUUCCCGACAGACUGAUAGAUUACUAUUGCUAAACCCAAAAAAAAAAUCGUUGAUCUGAAUGUCGGACCUUCCCAGUUAUUUUUCAAACCCAUUUCUGAAUUUUCAGUCCGCUGCAACCCUCGCAAGAAGAGUUCGCUGUUCGAUUCGAAGAGUGAGGACGCCGACAACAACGAAGAGGAGACCAGUCCGUUGAAGCGGGUUGCGCAUAUUUGCGAACUGACCGACGUACAUAAAAAUGCAAUAAGAGCGAUUCGAAAAAUCAAAUACUUUGUGGCCAGACGGAAGUUUGGGCGAGCCAGGAAACCCUACGAUGUUAGGGACGUCAUAGAGCAAUACAGUCAAGGACACGCCGAGCUGUUCGUUCGGAUCAAAGGGCUUCAACGAAGGUAAGAUAUUAGCAAUUUUUCCCCGUGACGAAAAAGUCUACCCACUUUAUGAAUAUAUGAUAUUUUUUCCAAUUUAUGGGUAAAAGUUCCUUAUUUUGGCCACAACUUAUAACCUUGCGGAAACUGGUCGGAAUUAGCCCAAAUUUAGCGUGCACGCUCAAUUCGUCGUUAUCAAUGCCCGGACAGUGGAUUUAGUUAGUGAGAUACCUUCUUUUUUACGUACCACCUUACCCUUCAAAAACGGCUGCAGCCUGUGAUUUUACACUUUAUACGAUGAAACAUGUCCGGAACUAAACUUAUUGCCUCCGUAUGGAACUAAAUGAGUCGUCACAGCCCUUUAGGUACCCUUAAAACUAUAGAGCUAUUAUAGUAAUUCAGUGCCAGCUGGUCGAAGCGUUUUUUUCUAACUUUAGUGCCCAAGCUUGGGCGCAGUUCGCGGAGUACCUUUGUUGUGGCCAAAAUAAGGAACUUUUUCCAAUUUAUGCACAGUAGUUGAUUGAUAAAUUGCAUGUUUUGCAAUAUUUAUCUCCCAUUCCCCUUCUUAUCUCAUUUUUUUGGCAAGUGCUUUGAGAUGAACUCCCAAACAAGGUCAUAUGUUAUUUCUUUGUUUGUAAAAUGAGACUAGACUGGCGGAAGGUUCAAAGUCUCCAGCGUUUAAUGCGAAAAUGCACUGUUCUUUGAAGCUUAAAUUUGGAGGAAAUGUUGGAGGGGACAAAAAACAUCUUCAGCUUUCGCCUUUCAGCUAACGAGACAUUAAAGUCUGUCGGGAAAAUAAUGAAGACAGUGUCGUUGUGCCGAUCGCUGAAGUGAAAAGCAAUUUGAUUUUCCAGCGACACAAUUCGUUUUUUCGGCGGCGAUGCGAUUUUCGAUGCGACAGAGUGCUCAUUAUUUUCCCGACAGACUAAAAAAGCUUUUUUUUCUAUCUGUCCGGGAAAUUAAAAAAAAAAUCUGGCCGUCGCACAAAAAGCUUGUCGCACGGCGACGAUUACUAUUUCCAUUUUCACAAAGUGCCUGGACAUUUAUCGCAAUCCGCGCCGUGCACAAAAAUCCUCCAUUUUGCACCGCGCACUCACCUUUUUUUUGGUUUUGCACUGUGCAUUUGAAAAAUCGCUGCGACGUAAGCUUUUCUCAACUGCGCCGCCGCGGCUGUGCUCAAAAAUGUGCACAGUGCAAUCGGUUUUUUUGAGGUUUGUUUUUUUUUUGCGACUCUGCACUGUGCAUUUUGUGCGAUAAUCCCCAAAAAACAUUUUGCACCGUGCAUCGGCCAAAAAAGUGCUUUUGCACAGUGCAAUUUUGUUGUUUUGCCUGUCGCGCGCGAUUCCCAUUUUUAGUUGCGACAAAUCGAUUUUUCGAAGUGCGACGGGAUUUGGGGCUUGCGCGGCAAGCCGUCGCAAAGCGAUGAUGGGCGAUUCCAAGGCGCGACGAAUCCACAUUAUUUUCCCGACAGGCCGAUAAGCCUCUGGGAUCCAUUUUUUAUCAGUCUGUCGGGAAAAUAACGGCGGAUCGUCGCGCCUCGGAAUCGCCCAUCAUCGCUUUUCCACUGCAAGCCGCGGCUGGGGAUUUGGUGCGCGAUAGCGGCGAGGCGAGACAUUUUGCUGCGACGAUCCGCCGUUAUUUUUCCGACAGCCUGAUACUCACUGAUUCCUCUUUUUCAGGCUAGACCAGACGCUCGGAAAGCCGGGCCAAAACCUGAACGGCCGCAAAUCCCACGCGUACUCCAUUAUCGGCCGCCUCACCAAGUUGGAGAUGCAGAUGAACAACGUGGACAGGAAAAUCGACAACAUGACCCGAAUCAUGCAUGGGAUUUAUCGUGCGGUCCAACAGGACCGGAUAUCUUUGCGCUCCUCCACUCCCGAGCCGUACGCCAAUCAGAAUCGGUCGGAUUCGGUUUCGUUGAGCGUCAGUGAAGCCUUGACGCCGAACGUUGGGUCGCAGCCGAGGUUCAUUGGAGACUGA
Bursaphelenchus xylophilus (pine wood nematode) is the source of this 15761-nucleotide messenger RNA. The record is from the annotation of a GenBank genome assembly. Lineage: Eukaryota; Metazoa; Nematoda; Chromadorea; Rhabditida; Aphelenchoididae.